Molecule: messenger RNA, 5926 nt
Organism: Pseudonaja textilis
Lineage: Eukaryota; Metazoa; Chordata; Lepidosauria; Squamata; Elapidae
Source: RefSeq, a predicted model, not a curated record
AACAACAGAGGCGGAAGGUCGCGCGCCGCUUCUGCGCCCGUCUCAGGUCUCCCUCCUUUUCCCCCCACCCCCGCGACGAUACCUGUGGGGGCGGGGCUGAGUAUGCAGAUGUCCCGCCGCGGGGCGGGGCCGACGAUGCUAAUUAAAGCCUCCAGGCAGCACGUCCAGGUGAGCGCCUGGGCGGUAGCCACGCAGGCUACGAGAAAAAUAAACCCAGCAAGCAGCAUUUGCACAACAUUUUAGCCGGGUAGGAUCCCAUCCAGAAAAACAAUCCAAUUCAGGCACCCAGGAAAGUGGAUUAAGAGAUCUGGAACCAAGUGGCCUCAAAAGUUGUAAUAAUUCUAACUAUGGAUUUCAACAAAUGGCACCUGAGCUUGAAACUGCAGGUCCUUCUCCCUGGCCGUUGUAAGUCAAGGACGUGCCACAUUUUUGCAGCAGCUCUAGGUGGCUUAUCAAAUGAUAAGAGCUAGCAGCAGCUGUGAAGAUUUCUCCGUGCGUCUUUGGAGAACCGAAUAACCGUCAGCAUGAUGUUCGUCCAACGGCAGUUAGCCCUUCAGUGGCAAAGAAUGACUCUGACCUGGUGGAGGCUGUGUGGCUCCCGGCACAGUAGCAGCAACGGAGCUGAACCUUACUUGAUGCCCCUGCCAACACAAGCACAAGUGGUUAUCUGUGGUGGCGGGAUUAUGGGCACCUCAGUGGCCUAUCAUCUCUCCAAACUAGGGUGGAAGGACAUUGUCUUACUGGAGCAGGGCAGGCUGGCAGCCGGUUCCACUCGGUUCUGCGCAGGCAUCGUAAGCACAGUGCACCAUUUGUCCAUCGAGCUAAAGAUGGCCGAUUACUCCAGGAAGCUCUACCAGCAGCUCAAGCAAGAGACUGGGGUGGAAACUGGUUACGUGAAGACGGGCUCCAUCUCGCUAGCUCAGACUCAGGACCGGCUGAUCUCGCUGAAGCGCAUAGCCUCGCGACUCAAGAUCAUGGGUAUUCCCUGCGAGCUUAUCCCACCAAAGAGGGUGGCCCAGCUCCACCCCUUUAUCAACAUCCACGACCUGGUGGGGGCCCUGCAUGUGCCCGAGGACGCCGUCAUAUCAUCUACUGACGUCACCCUCGCUUUGGCCAAUGCUGCUGCAGCGAACGGGGUUCAAAUCCACGAACAAGCCAGUGUCAUCCACGUCCUGGGCCAGAAGGGCUGCGUAACUGGAGUGGAGACGGACAGAGGGAUGAUUGAGUGCUCCUACUUCGUCAACUGUGCUGGGCAGUGGGCUUACGAGCUCGGCCUUUCCAACGAGGAGCCAGUCAGCAUCCCGCUGCAUGCCUGCGAGCACUUCUACCUUCUGACGCACCCCCUGAAGACCCCCCUGGAGAGUAGCACUCCAACUAUUGUGGACCUCGAUGGGAGGAUCUACAUCCGCAGCUGGAAGGGGGGCAUCCUCUCGGGUGGCUUUGAGAAGAACCCCAAGCCUAUUUUCACUGAGGGCAAGAAUCAGCUGGAGAUACACAACUUGCAGGAGGACUGGGAUCACUUUGAGCCACUGCUGAGUGCCUUGCUGAGGAGGAUGCCGGAUAUGGAGGCCCUGGAGAUCAUGCAGCUGGUGAACUGCCCAGAAUCCUUUACUCCAGACAUGCGGUGCAUCAUGGGAGAAUCCCCCACCAGGCAGGGCUACUUCGUCCUAGCAGGAAUGAAUGCGGCUGGUACGUCUUUUGGAGGUGGAGCAGGCAAGUACCUGGCCGAAUGGAUGGUGAAUGGCUACCCUUCUGACAACGUCUGGCCCUUGGACCUGAAGCGCUUUGGAGCUCUGCAGAGCAGCCGUACUUUCCUCCGUCAUCGGGUCAUGGAAGUGAUGCCCCUGAUCUACGAUUUAAAAGUUCCCCGCUGGGAUUUCCAGACCGGCCGGCAACUCCGCACGUCUCCCCUGUACGACCGGCUGGACGCCCAAGGAGCGAGAUGGAUGGAGAAGCAUGGCUUUGAGAGGGCAAAAUUCUUUGUCCCUCCAGGGAAAGAUUUGCUGGCUCUGGAUCAGAGCAAGACGUUUUACAAGCCGGAUUGGUUUGACAUUGUGGGUGCAGAGGUCAAAUGCUGCAAAGAGGCUGUGUGUGUCAUUGACAUGUCCUCAUUCACCAAGUUCGAGAUAAGCUCGACGGGAGGACAAGCUUUGGAAGUUCUGCAGUACCUCUUCUCCAACGACCUGGAUGUGCCAGUUGGGCAUAUUGUGCAUACAGGGAUGCUCAAUCACAACGGAGGGUAUGAGAAUGACUGCAGCAUAGCCCGUCUGAACAAACGCAGCUUCUUCAUGAUUUCCCCCACAGACCAGCAGGUUCACUGCUGGGCCUGGUUGAAGAAGCACAUGCCUGAAGACAGCAACCUCUUCUUGGAAGAUGUUACCUGGAAAUACACAGCCUUGAAUCUGAUUGGCCCACGUGCCAUGGAUGUCCUGUCAGAGCUCUCCUAUGCGCCAAUGACACCGGAACACUUCCCUUCCCUCUUUUGUAAGGAAAUGAGUGUCGGCUAUGCCAAUGGCAUCCGGGUCAUGAGUAUGACACACACGGGAGAGCCCGGCUUCAUGCUUUACAUCCCCAUCGAGUAUGCCCUCCACGUGUACAACGAGGUGAUGAACGUGGGGCAGAAGUAUGGGAUCCGGAACGCUGGCUAUUACGCCCUCCGCAGCUUGCGCAUUGAGAAGUUUUUUGCCUUCUGGGGACAAGACCUGGAUGCUUUCACCACCCCGAUGGAAUGCGGGCGAGAAUUCCGGGUGAAGCUGGACAAGGGCAUGGAUUUCAUCGGGAGGGACGCGCUGAUGGCUCAGAAGCAGGAAGGGGUCUACAAGCGCUUCACCAUGUUCAUCCUGGAAGACCAUAACACCGACCUGGAUUUGUGGCCCUGGUGGGGGGAGCCCAUCUACCGCAAUGGCUGCUACACGGGCAAGACCACCAGCAGCGCUUACAGUUACACACUGGAGCGUCACGUCUGCCUGGGCUUUGUCCAGAACCUGGAUCCCGAGACCGGCGAGGAGCAGCUGGUCACCCCAGACUUUGUCAACCGGGGAGAAUAUGAGAUCGACAUCGCCGGGCAGCGCUUCCAAGCCAAGGCCAAGCUGUACCCCUUCAGCUCCCUCUUCACCUCCCGCCGGCGCAAAGACGAGAUGGAGUUCAGCGGUUUCCAGGGCAAAUAACUCCAGAAAGCGCCAGACUUUUCCCACGUUGCCCUUUGGACUUCUUAAGACUUCCUGGCCUGUUACAUUUUGUAUAUUUUGAACCCUUUUCCUUCCUCCUUCCCCCAAAAUGAUCCUGCAGCUUUCCCCCCAAUCUGAAGGGGUAUUUAUGACGGGGAGGUGCGACUCUCUUGUCUCCAGAGCAGGCAGAGCAAGCUUCCCUGGUCCCUCAGCCCCCAUGGAGAGUUCGAGGUCUUGGGAACUUGGUGGGACCUCUUGGGGUCUGGAGAGGCCUGCAUUUUGAGACCCGCCGCUCGCUUUAGGGCACCUGCUCGCAGUGAGGUUUGCUCCCAUGAAAACAUUCUGGUCCUGUCCCUUCCAGCCAACCUUCAAAGGGGUCGAUAGAAAUGACAAGAGGAUUACCUCGUCCUUAUCGCCACUGUAGGAGACAGGGCGUCCUGCUAGCAGGAGGAUCUUCGUAGUUCUCGGCGUGCAUCUGCAUCGAUCUGUGGAACCACGGAAGUCCCUCGGAGAGCAGCUGCCCGAUGUUACUCAUCUCCUCCCAGCGGAUCCCUCUCCGAGAUCUUAUUUCAUGGGAGCUGCUUUGCGUUCUUCUGCCUCUCACGUCGUUGUCCUGUCCUGUCCAUCUCCAUCUUGGGAACCCCUUCAGGAUUUCGGCUCCCAGGAUUCUCAGGCACAGGCCCGGGAGAUAAUGAGCCCCUGCAAGGCCGCCGGGCUGGAGGAGGCCGUUUCCUCGCAUUAUCUGCGGCUCGUGGAACAGACGGGGGUGGGAGUGGGGAAGCCAUUGAUGGCAGGUGAGGGGGUCGAGACUUUGGGGUAAGCUGCUCGCUCUGUAAUUGUUAAAAGGCCGAUCCGACGUGCUGCUUGCCUUGGGAAUCUAACCCUUGUGCCCGUCGCCCCCCCCCAUCUAAACUCGGAAAUAUUUGGCCAACAGUGACCCCAGCGUGGCAGCCCCAACCAUAGUGAUCCCCUCAUCAGCCUGAGGUGGGGCAAUCAACCCCCCCCCACACACAUACCUGGAGACUCCCUUCCCUGUCAUUUUUUGGAGCUCCAAAGGGAUGAGAGCUGCAAGGUUCUGCCACAGACCAAAAAAGGCCACAGCAGUUCUACAUUUUGCUUGGCAGGAAGUGAAGAUAAGCAGCGACGAAGUCCUCUUUUGUGGUGCUGCUGCUGGCGGGUUUGAACGCUUCGCCUCUUCUUCUCCCGCCCUGGCCACCCUCAGGGAGGGAGUUCUUGGCCAAGAAGACUGGCUCUUUUGGACCCCUAGCCUUGCCUCUUCCCUCCCCAAGAGAAUUUAACUCCGUGCUUCCCUUGGUAGGUCGUCUUCCCUCCCAGCCAGCUCGCUUGCUCUGCGCUGCCUCUUUUAGCCUCCCUCUGGACGAAGGCUGGGAAGGAGACCGCGGUUCUGUUCCAAAGGCCUCUUGAUUGGCUGCCGGAGACGUUUUGAUGGGCUCUUCUUCUUCUUCUUGCCCUUCCUUUGGUCUACCUGGGAUCUCUCUCCUCUACCAGCCAAGGUGUGUGUAAGCAGCUGCACCUCCUAACCUGCCGGUUUCCCCAACCUGGGAUGAGCAGUAGGGGGAAGACUCUUUCCCAAACAGAUCUGUUUGCAACCAAAAAUUCCCUUUAGAGGAGCAGCGACUUGGUCUCAUCGCGAGAGUCUGCUCAGGCUGCAGACUCCAGGGUGGCCUUUUCAGGCUCCCACAGACAAGGGCAUUUGGGAAGCGGCACCGACCGAAGCCCAGCAGGGCCUGCUGGGAAUAGCUCAGGGGCUGCCUCCGAGACCCCCGUCCUCUCAGGCUGGCUAGGCUGCAAGCGCCCUGAAGGCUGGCCUGGUCUGCUUGGGAAGAGGGGCCGAACAGCUGGACAGUCCCCUGCUGGUUGAAAACCUGGGAGAAGACGAGGCAGAAGGAUAAAAGAAGCCUCUGGGGACAGCCAGCCUCCCCGAGUUGCUUUGCACUAUAGUUCCCAUCACCUAUUCCUCAUUUUUUGCCUGCUGAAGCUCUUGCCCCCCUUGUCCUUGUGCCAAGGAGAUCUGCUCCUUCCCCGCCUUCCUGCAAAAGUUUUGAGUGAGGACCUUCCAAGCUGCUUCUCCAGGUGUGUUUGUCCAGGUGCAGGUUCUCUUUCCAGAACCUCUUCCGUGCGAUUCUGGAGUUUCUUUGCCUUCUGGCCAAUCUGCCUCUGCCUUUGGGAGAAAAGCUGGGGGGGUGGGCUCCUUCCCCAAGAAGCCCAAAUCCUCUGCUGCCCUCCUUCCGUUGCAGCCUCCUUCCGUUGGCCAGUCUCGGAUGCACUUUAGCUUCCUCUCCUUCGGCGUUGAAUGCCCUUCCACUCUGGAUGUUUGGUUUCUUUCUAGCAAUUCACCUCCCAAAUCGACGGGGAGGGGAAAGAUCAUUGUUGUCAAUCCGUCGCGAUCACUUACGAAAACCGAAACGCUUCCCCUGGGCAGCUACUCCCACGGGGCCCGAAGCUGAGGAUGCCACCGCUGAUGCCGCUGAUGCUCCUCCUCCUCUUUGGAGUGCCUUAACGCUCGCAAUGUGACCCCGGAGGGGCUUAGCUCGGCCUUGCCCUCUGCCCCGUCUCAGCCCGCUUAGUGCCUACAAAUCUUGGGGCUCAUCAAGACAACCGCGGCUGAGACACAGAACACCUUCCUGGCUUUGCUCUUUGGCAGUCUUCGCUGGGGAAAUCUGCUUGUCUGAAGCCCCCCAGGUCAGGGGUCUCCAACCUUGGCCACUUGAAGACUUGUUGGACUUCAACUCCCAGAA